This is a messenger RNA of Ascochyta rabiei, 744 nucleotides long. RefSeq lists its product as uncharacterized. The transcript has 2 exons. Lineage: Eukaryota; Fungi; Ascomycota; Dothideomycetes; Pleosporales; Didymellaceae. The coding region runs from base 1 to 744 and encodes 247 amino acids. The record is from RefSeq and is a predicted model, not a curated record.
AUGGCCUCCAAACUCAUCGCCAUCGUCGCUGGCGUCGGCGCCGGGACUGGCGCUUCCGUCGCUCGCAAGUUUGCCAAAACCUACCCUGUCGUGCUGCUCGCGCGGAAGCCAGAGAACUUUGAGUCGCUGGCCGAUGAGAUCAACAAGAGCGGCGGCAAGGCAAUCGGUGUAUCCACCGACGUAUCUUCUCAAGACUCACUCAAAAGCGCUCUUGACAAGAUCAAGCAAGAGUUUGGCAAUGACGUGGGCGCCGCGGCAGCCAUCUUCAACGCCUCCGGCGGCUUCCUGCGCAAGCCGUUCCUCGAAACCGACGCCUCUGUGUUCGAGCAGAGUUUCAACGUCAGCGCUCUGGGCGGAGUUCUGUUCAGCCAGACAUUCUUGCCCUUGCUGCUUAAAGGGAAAGAGCUUGGAUCUGAGCACCCACCUAGUCUGAUCUUCACGGGGGCUACUGCGUCGGUGAAGAGCAGCGCGCAGCUGGCGAGUUUCUCGACGGGCAAGUGGGCGCUCAGGGCGUUGAGCCAGAGUCUGGCCAAGGAGUUUGGACCCCAGGGUUUGCAUGUUGCGCACGCGAUUAUCGAUGGAGUGAUUGAUAUUCCGAGGACAAAGGAGUGGUUGAAGGAUUUGGGACCCGAGGCGAAGCUGAGCUCUGAUGGGAUUGCAAACGACUACUGGUAUCUGCACACACAGCCUGUAACGAACUUCACUUGGGAGCUGGAUACCAGGCCUGCGGUAGAGAAAUGGUAA